Molecule: messenger RNA, 1461 nt
Organism: Rosa rugosa (rugosa rose)
Lineage: Eukaryota; Viridiplantae; Streptophyta; Magnoliopsida; Rosales; Rosaceae
Product: isocitrate dehydrogenase [NAD] catalytic subunit 5, mitochondrial
Exons: 7
Coding region: 47-1177 (376 amino acids)
Biological process (GO): tricarboxylic acid cycle; isocitrate metabolic process
Cellular component (GO): mitochondrion
Molecular function (GO): magnesium ion binding; isocitrate dehydrogenase (NAD+) activity; NAD binding
Source: RefSeq, a predicted model, not a curated record
ACCGAAGGUUAGGACUUAUUCUUUUCGAUCGCCAAACAAAGCAGUCAUGGCUUCCCAGCUAUUGAGGCGCGUAAUCGGAAGCCGCUCCACCCACUUUCUCUCCGGCGCCGCGAAUCCCUCCCCGACCUUGCUCUCAUCGUCGUCUCCGGCAGCUAGGGUUUUCUCAUCUACUUCCACUCCGAUCACUGCCACCCUCUUCCCCGGCGACGGUAUCGGCCCCGAGAUCGCCGAGUCCGUCAAACAGAUAUUCAGAGAAGCUGAAGUCCCAAUUGAAUGGGAAGAACACUAUGUUGGGGAGCAAAUAGAUCCCAGGACUCAGAGUUUUCUGACAUGGGAAAGUUUAGAGUCGGUACGAAGGAAUAAGGUGGGCUUGAAAGGGCCGAUGGCCACACCAAUUGGGAAGGGUCAUCGUUCAUUGAACCUUACACUGAGGAAAGAACUGAAUUUGUUUGCAAAUGUCAGACCUUGCUACAGCCUUCCUGGCUAUAAGACUCGAUAUGAUGAUGUAGAUCUUGUCACUAUCCGUGAGAAUACGGAGGGGGAAUACAGUGGACUUGAACAUCAAGUGGUGAGAGGUGUUGUUGAGAGCCUCAAGAUCAUUACCCGUCAAGCUAGCUUGAGGGUGGCUGAGUAUGCUUUUCAUUAUGCCAAGGCCCAUGGAAGAGAAAGAGUGUCUGCAAUACACAAAGCAAAUAUAAUGCAGAAAACCGACGGUCUUUUUCUCAAGUGUUGCCGCGAAGUUGCAGAGAAGUACCCUGAUAUAAAGUAUGAGGAAGUUGUCAUUGAUAAUUGCUGUAUGAUGCUUGUGAAGAAUCCAGCACUUUUUGAUGUGCUAGUGAUGCCUAACCUCUAUGGUGAUAUUAUUAGUGACCUUUGCGCUGGGUUGAUAGGGGGUUUGGGCUUAACACCAAGCUGCAAUAUUGGUGAGGGAGGUAUUGCCCUUGCUGAAGCUGUACAUGGAUCGGCACCUGAUAUUGCUGGAAAGAAUUUGGCAAAUCCAACUGCUCUGCUUUUGAGUGCUGUUACCAUGCUUCGCCAUUUGGAGCUCCAUGAUAAAGCUGAUCGGAUCCAGGAUGCGAUCCUGAAGACAAUUGCAGAGGGCAAGUACCGUACUGCUGACCUUGGUGGCAAAUCAACAACUACUGACUUUACACAAGCGAUUUGUGAUCAUCUCUGAAAGGAUAUUGCUAGGAUUUUGGUUUUUGCAUUGUAGUUAACUUAUUAUUUGUUGUGGCUCCUUGUGGAGCCACGCUUCAAAAUUUUCUCAUAUUUCUGUUGUUUUGAUGGGGAAUAAGUUCACAUCAAAUUGAUGACUAUAAAGAGAUUCAUCUAGCCAUGGACGUAUUUGGUUCUUUGAGGGACAAAAGUGUUGACACUGCUACCAUGAAUAUACUCAUAACUUCCAUGCAAUGUAUUUGACAAUAAGCAUAUGAUAUUGUGUUCGCGGGAGUCAUUCUGCCA